This is a messenger RNA of Oreochromis aureus, 1852 nucleotides long. Its product is annotated as E3 SUMO-protein ligase ZBED1-like. The transcript has 3 exons. The record is from RefSeq and is a predicted model, not a curated record. Gene Ontology annotation, molecular function: protein dimerization activity. NCBI's taxonomy places the organism in Eukaryota, Metazoa, Chordata, Actinopteri, Cichliformes, Cichlidae. Bases 125 to 1354 code for a protein of 409 amino acids.
UGGGAAUUUCGGAUUUUACACAGGUGGUUGAAUGUUACACUCUGGAAAUGGAAGGAAGGAGAAAUGAUAGCCAGAGGCCUCAGGGAAGCUCUUGAGUCGUGGGGAUCGUCUAGUGUGUGUCACUAUGGAUAAUGCUGCAAACAACAUCCUUGCACUUCAGCUGAAUGAGUGGACAUGCUUACAGUGUUUUGGUCACCAUCUCCACCUAGCCAUUGAGAGGAAUUUGAAACUACCUCAGGUGGAACGAGCAGUUGGUGUCUGCAAGCGAUUGGUGAGUGCCUUCUCCAAUUCAUGGAAAAGACAACGUGAACUGGCCAAGGUUCAAGCAGAAUUGGGCUUACCUGCUCACCAGCUUAUCACAGACACCCGUACCAGGUGGGGCUCCCUACAAAAUAUGAUUAACAGAGUUAUAGAGCAAGAGAAAGCGCUCUCACAGGUUCUCCGUGCAGACAAAAAAACAAGACAUCUAGUCCUAACAUGGCAGGACAUGGAUGUUCUUGAAUCCUUGAAUAAAGCACUGAGUCCUCUCACAGAGUUUACGGAUGCUUUAUCUGGGGAGCAUUAUACCAGUGUGUCAUACUUGAAAGCAGUCCUCCAUCUUUUUAACACUCAAGUGCUUAAGCCUCAGGAUGACGACACACAGCUGACCACCACCAUCAAAGAGGGCAUCCUGAAUUAUUUAAAUGACAAAUAUGAUGACCAAACCAAAGAGGAGCUGCUUGACAUGGCCUCCUUUGUUGACCCUCGUUUCAAAACAACAUAUAUUAAAGAGGAGAAGGUUGCGAACAUCAAGACCAGAGUUAUGUCAGAGCUGGAGAACCUGGUGGCUGAACAGACGGCAUCAGCAGAGGCAGCCCCCCUUCCAUCAGCUGGAGCUUCUAAAGAUGAUCCAGAGGUUUGUGCUAAGAGGCAAAGGAAGAGUUUGAGCAGCUACUUUAAAAAAACAACACAAUGCCAAACAGCCCCUCUGUCAACUAGAGAUUCAGUUGAAAAGGAGCUCAAUCAAUAUCUCCGAACCUUGGAAGCUUGCCCAGAAACAAACCCUCUGGAUUGGUGGAAGCAGCAUGAGGCACAUUUCCCACUAUUGGCUAAGCUGGCUGAAAAAUACCUGUGUAUUCCUGCCACAAGUGCACCCUCAGAGUGGGCAUUCAGUACAAGUGGAAACACUGUAACAUGCCAAAGGUCUGCACUUAAACCAGAAAGAGUUGACCAACUUGUAUUCCUGGCUCUCAACCUUGAAAAGCAAUUCCCUGAGAUUCAGCAAGAUGGGGCAAACGUUUUGAAGCACUGUUUUGCCAAGUUAAUUUUUGUACGCUGUAAUUCCUUCUUGGAAUGUAUUGUUUGCUUGUUAUAGGUUUUAUAUAUUUGUUUUGUCAACCUCAGUUUGCUGCUAUAGUUUAAGCGUGAAAAAAAACAUGUUUACAUUUUGGGUUUUAUACACUAAUGUAUAUGACAGGUCUGUAUUUAUUUUUGUUUGAAUUGUCUUUACUGUUAUUUUCAUAUAAUGCUAAAAUGCAAACCUGGAAAUUUGUGUUUUAUUUAUAUAUUUAAUAUAUUUUUGUCGUAAGCCUUAUUGCUGCUACAGUUUGAAGUACAAUGUUUACAUUUGGUUUUGACAGUUAAUGUUAGACUUGUAUUUAUUUUGUUUAAAGGGUUUAUUGGCCUUAUAUAGUUGUUAGUGCUUUGAUCCUUUUAUAUUUAAUAUAUGUUGUGAGAGUUAUUGCUGCUACAGUUCACAUUUUGUUUAUGUCAGGCAUUUUAUAUAGCAGUAUUUUAUAUUGGCCCUUUAGUAAUUUGUUUUUGAAAAGUGUUUUAUAUUUGAUACAUUAACAUUUUAUGUUUACAUUCUAAG